This is a messenger RNA of Populus trichocarpa (black cottonwood), 1699 nucleotides long. Its product is annotated as beta-glucosidase 44. Gene Ontology annotation, molecular function: beta-glucosidase activity. The record is from RefSeq and is a predicted model, not a curated record. NCBI's taxonomy places the organism in Eukaryota, Viridiplantae, Streptophyta, Magnoliopsida, Malpighiales, Salicaceae. Bases 62 to 1606 code for a protein of 514 amino acids. The transcript has 11 exons. Gene Ontology annotation, biological process: carbohydrate metabolic process.
CACUCACUGUCUGUACUCUUCAGUCUGACUACUCUUUCUCUCUGUACUCACUUUCUUCAAGAUGAGAGCUAAGGCAUUGCCAUUCUUGAUAUUCUGUCUCAGUAUUGUUCAGUGUAUCUCCCAUGCAGCAGAAUCCAAUGGAGCCUCGGAGAAGCCUGAGACCGUUAGUUUUGAAACAGCAGGAGGGCUGAGACACAGCUUCCCUAAGGGGUUUGUCUUUGGAACUGCUACUUCUGCUUAUCAAGUUGAAGGCAUGGCUGAGAAGGAUGGUCGCGGGCCUAGCAUUUGGGAUGAAUUUGUUAAAAUUCCUGGGAUCGUUGCCAAUAAUGCCACAGGGGAAGUGGCAGUGGACCAGUAUCACCACUACAAGGAAGAUGUAGAUAUCAUGAAAAUGUUGAACUUCGAUGCAUACCGGUUCUCGAUUUCAUGGUCCAGAAUUUUCCCUGAUGGAACUGGAAAAGUGAAUUGGUUGGGAGUUGCAUACUACAAUAGGUUGAUCAACUACAUGAUCGAAAAAGGCAUUACUCCAUAUGCGAAUCUUUAUCACUAUGAUCUUCCCCUAGCACUAGAGAAGAAGUAUAAAGGAUUGCUGAGUUACCAAGUAGUGAAAGACUUUGCCGAUUAUGCAGACUUCUGUUUCAAGACCUUUGGAGACCGAGUGAAGAAUUGGAUGACAUUCAAUGAACCCAGAGUGGUAGCUGCACUUGGAUAUGAUAAUGGAUUAUUUGCUCCUGGCAGGUGUUCCAAAGCAUUCGGGAACUGUACAGCCGGCGACUCUGCAACAGAGCCUUAUAUUGUUGCUCAUCAUUUGAUUUUAUCUCAUGCAGCCGCAGUUCAGAGAUACCGCGAGAAGUAUCAAGAAAAACAAAAGGGAAGGAUUGGGAUUCUCUUGGAUUUUGUUUAUUACGAACCUCUUACCAGCUCAAAAGCUGACAACUUGGCAGCUCAAAGAGCAAGAGACUUUCACAUUGGAUGGUUUAUCCAUCCUAUUGUGUAUGGUGAAUAUCCAAAAACAAUGCAAAAUAUUGUCGGGAAUAGACUACCCCAGUUUACAAAAGAAGAAGUUAAGAUGGUGAAGGGCUCAAUGGAUUUUGUGGGCAUCAACCAAUAUACAACUUUCUACAUGUAUGAUCCUCAUCAGCCUAAACCAAAGUACUUGGGCUACCAGCAAGAUUGGAAUGUUGGAUUUGCUUAUAAGAAGAAUGGAGUGCCAAUUGGUCCAAGAGCAAAUUCUAAUUGGCUUUACAAUGUACCAUGGGGUAUGUACAAGGCUGUGAUGUACAUAAAAGAGCGCUAUGGAAACCCUACAAUUAUACUAUCUGAAAAUGGGAUGGAUGAUCCUGGUAAUUUCACGCGUUCGAAAGCAUUGCACGACACCACUAGAGUUGGCUACUUUAAGGCCUAUUUGACUCAGCUGAAGAAGGCAGCUGAUGAAGGAGCCAAUUUAGCUGGUUACUUUGCAUGGUCAUUGCUUGACAACUUUGAAUGGAGGUCAGGCUACACUUCAAGGUUCGGCAUAGUAUAUGUUGAUUACACCAACCUAAAGAGGUACCCCAAAAUGUCUGCCUAUUGGUUCAAGAAACUACUGGAGCGGAACAAACACUAAACAUAGCAGCCAGGCUUUCCUUUCGAUUUAGUUGUCUGGAAAUUAAUAUUAUUACAGUAAAGCUAUCAAGAACAUUGUGUUUGGGCUCUUUCA